ACAGCUUUAGCAGUGCAGUCCCCAAAAAGAUUUGGUAUCCGCAUCCUCUUCUUCCUACAUCCUCUGCGUCUUCGGCCCCAAAAAUCUAGAGAGCUUGUUCUCUUUCCAAACAGUCACCUAUCCUUCACACUUACAAAACCACUGAUCGAACAAGAAGAAGAAGAAGAAGACGAAGAAGAAGAAGAAGAAGAAGAAGAAGAAGAGGAAGACUCCAAUUAGACCGAAAUGGACUUCUCCAUCAACCAUUCUACUCCUUCUCCUUCUUCCUCCUCCACCUCCUCCUCCACCCUUCACCCACCCACCGCCACCACCGACGCUACCACUCCCGCUACCACCGUUGCUACAGCCGGAGAUCACGAUCCCAUGCACUCAUGGUGGGAAUCCGUCUCCAAACAACGUUCUCGGAUCCUCUCGCUUUCUUGUCUUCUCUCCUCUUCUAUCCACCCCGAUAACUCCCUUUCCCCUCUCGCUGACUCCGAUCGCCCCGCCCUUUCACUCCUCUCCUCCCCUGACGCCUACUCACUCCUCUCCUCCGCCCUUUCUGCACCUCGUUCGGGUUCCGGGGGUGACCCACUUUGCCAGUGGCUUUAUGAAACCUAUCUCUCCUCUGAUCCCCACCUUCGCCUUAUCGUUCUCUCCUUCCUUCCCCUUCUAUCGGGCAUCUACCUCUCUCGUAUCCACUCCUCUGAUUCUUCUUCCCUCCCUUCACUUUCUGGCUUCGAGGCUGUCCUCCUCGCUAUAUACGCUUCUGAGGCCAAGGCUCGCGCUGGCAAACCCCUCGUCGUCCAAGUUCCGGAUCUCUCUCAGCCCUCUCUUUACCAUACCCCUCGCGUCGCCGUCCCUGAAAGAUCUCGCCCUUCCGUCGGCGUCUUAUCACCCCCGCUGGAGCCCCAGAUCGCCGUCAAGUCAACUAAGCGUGCCUGCAUCGUCGGGGUGGCUCUCCAUUGUUAUUUCAAGCAGAUCUCUCAGAUGCCCGCAUGGUCUAAGCUCGAAUUCUGUAGAUUCGCGGCUGCUUGGGCUGGUCAAGAUUGCCCGUGCAGCAAAGAGCUUGAUGGUGGCGGCGGUGGUGAUGGUGACGAAGGAAAUGAAGGAAAAAGUUUUGAGAAUUUUGCUAUUACCAAUGGCAAUUGGCAUGGGCAUGAGAUUGAGGAUGUUUCGGAGGAGAUGGGUAGGUUGCAGAUCGAAAGGGAGGGGGAGGUGGAGAAUUUAGAAAACACAGGUGUGAGGAUUCCAUUGCCAUGGGAGCUUUUGCAGCCGAUUUUGAGAAUUCUGGGCCACUGCUUGUUGGGUCCUUUGAAUACACAAGAUGUCAAAGACGCGGCUUCCAUGGCCGUAAGGCGUUUGUACGCGAGGGCCUCUCAUGAUUUGGUUCCCCAGGCGAUCUUGGCUACCCGAAGCCUAAUUAACCUUGAUAAGAGUGCACGCGCAGCUGCCAAGGCUGCUGCUGCCGCGGCAAAUGCGUCCUCUAAUGCUAACACACCCAGCAAAGCAAAGAAGCCGGAAAUUCUUCUGGUUUCAAAGUGAUUGGUAUGGUUCUCAUCUUGAUGUGCAGCUUAUGUUUGGAUGUAUAGUUAAUUUUGAGGCUAUUCAGAAGCAUUCCCAUUCCAUCUAAGUUAAAUUUCUAUAUCCAAAGCAGUGUUCUAAUUUAUAACAGUUGAUCCCGUCCUUGUUAGAAAUAUGUUUAGGUGAGUUUGCUCUGCCUUUGCCGAGUUUGUCAUUGUUCAAAUGUAUUGUUUUGAAUAGAAUUGUUGUUUUUUCUUCUUUCAUUUGGAGGAAUGCAUUUUGCCCCUUGUUUUAGAA
Molecule: messenger RNA, 1800 nt
Organism: Carica papaya (papaya)
Lineage: Eukaryota; Viridiplantae; Streptophyta; Magnoliopsida; Brassicales; Caricaceae
Product: hyccin
Biological process (GO): protein localization to plasma membrane; phosphatidylinositol phosphate biosynthetic process
Cellular component (GO): plasma membrane
Source: RefSeq, a predicted model, not a curated record